Messenger RNA from Brachypodium distachyon (stiff brome), 7409 nucleotides. RefSeq names its product SCAR-like protein 1. Gene Ontology annotation, biological process: positive regulation of Arp2/3 complex-mediated actin nucleation; actin cytoskeleton organization. The record is from RefSeq and is a predicted model, not a curated record. The transcript has 11 exons. Gene Ontology annotation, molecular function: protein kinase A regulatory subunit binding; actin binding; Arp2/3 complex binding. Bases 247 to 7080 code for a protein of 2277 amino acids. NCBI's taxonomy places the organism in Eukaryota, Viridiplantae, Streptophyta, Magnoliopsida, Poales, Poaceae. Gene Ontology annotation, cellular component: cytoskeleton.
GCCGUAUAAAUCUCGUUUGCUCUCGUCUCGUCUCGUCUUCCUCUCGCGUCCAGUACCAGUGGAGUAUUGUACAGUAGUACUAUCUCACCCGCUGCGGCACACCCGCGCAUCUACCCACGGGGCGGAGUGGGGUGUGAUGCUCUCGGGGCUAUAGAGUGGAGGAGGAGGCGCCGGCUCGGGCUCCAAUGGCGGAAUCCUGAAGGCAGCCCGCAGGGAGAGUGACGAGCGAGCGAGUGAGCGGAGGAGAUGAUUCGGUACCAGGUGCGGAACGAGUACGGGCUGGCGGAUCCGGAGCUGUACGGGCCCGCGGAGGAGGAUGACCCGGAGGCGCUGCUCGAGGGCGUCGCCAUGGCCGGCCUCGUCGGCGUGCUCCGCCAGCUCGGGGAUCUCGCCGAGUUUGCAGCCGAAAUCUUCCAUGACCUGCAUGAAGAUGUGAUGGCCACUGCUUCUAGAGGGCAUGGUUUAAUGCUUAGGUUGCAGCAGCUGGAGGCAGAAUUUCCUGCGGCUGAGAAGGCAAUUAUAUCCCAGACUGAUCAUUCAAAUUACCUACAUGACGAUGGUGUUGGGUGGCAUGCAAAUCUUCAGCUUAACCAGAAUUUGAUCACAAUAGGAGAUAUGCCUCGUUUCAUUUUGGAUUCAUAUGAAGAAUGUCGUGGUCCACCACAUUUAUUCACAUUGGAUAAGUUUGAUGUUGCUGGUGCUGGGGCCUCUUUAAAACGAUAUUCAGACCCCUCUUUCUUUAAGAUGGGACGCACCUCCGACAUGCUUGAAACCGAUUACUUGAGAGAAAUGAAGCCCCGGAAAAUUAAGAAGAAGGCUGUGCGUGGGAGGACAGGGGAAACACUUGAAUCAUUGCUUGUUGCGAACUCUGAGUCUCAGAUUACUCCCUCAAAAGAUCGAGCUUCUAGAAAAGUUCCACCAAGGACAACAAAGCUAAAAUCCAGGCAUCCACGGGAUUCUUAUGAUAAAACUACCAGAAUCUGCAGGGAACAAUUGCUAGAAGUAAUCUCAUCACAACAAAAAAUCUUGUCGAACUAUUCAGCAAGUCACUACCAUGAAAAUUAUAGGUCAACUUACUCAAGUGAAACAACGUCUCCAUUUGGGGAGUUAGACAAUUACAAAGCUCCUGCUCAGUGUUCUGCUAAACUUGAACUGACUAAGGUCGUCCCGAUGAACGAAUCUGAUAGCUUCGUGACUGCAUCAACACCCAUUAAGGGACCGAUCUUCCUCGGAUCAGAUGAUGGUCAAUUUCUGGCAACACAACAUGAACAUACUGUAAUGGAUCCGAUCUGUAAAGGAUCUCUUGUGGAUCAAAAUGACAUCUCCUCAACACCAGAAAGGUUGCAGGAAAGUACAGAUUUUAAUAGCGAGGAAGGUAAUUUUGCAUCGCAGUCAAUGCUGGAAGAGAAACUUCAAUCAGCUGUGGUUCCUGUUAACUAUGAUAAUGAUCACUGCAGGCUUGAUGACAUCGCUAGUGAUCAAGAUAACUUUGUCGAUGCUGUUUAUACAGAAUUAGAUGGUGAAUCUGAUUGUGACAUGAAAACUAAAAGGGAUAUCGGUGCUAAAAUGGAAGCAAUAGACCAUCUAUCAUCAGGGUUGAGCAAUCCAUGCAAUGGCAAAGAACCAAAAGAACCAACCCGUCCAGACUCAUUUUUAGUAAGCGAUUCUUCCCCUUCUGCAGUGUCAGGCAUAAAAGAUACAGACUCAGAUUCAGAUUCUUGCAGACAAUUGAGUGGUGAUAAUUGGAUCGAUGACAAAGAGCCUUUUAAUGAUGUUGAUUUAAUGGAUGUCAGCUCAUCAUCAAGUGUAACCUCUGAUGGCAACUUUGAAACCAACAAUAAUCUCAAUGGCUGUCAGAAAAACCAGGAUGUAUCUUUUCGUCCUUCCAAUGACUGUCAUGCUGUUGUUGCCCAUAGUUCUGAUGAACAGUUAUCCCAAACAUCUAGUGGCUUGGAUGGUUUGGUUAUCAGAAGCAGUGAUUAUGAAAAGGCAUAUCACUCAAGGGAGCAUGGCCAAGAAAAUGUCCUGGAUUGCAAACCUACUAUACUUGGACAACCUAAUGAUGUUUCACAUGAUGGUGGAGAACUCAAAGUUCCAGGGGCUCAUGAUUUGUUGCUCCGCAGUACCACACUCAAUCCAGAACUGUCCAAGGAACAGUCUGAAGAAUGCAAAUCUCUAGAUACAGGCAUGCCAUCUAGCAAACUUGCAUCACUGCCAGACAUGGAUUGUGUUUUACACAUGAAUAACUUGGAGUUGGGCAAUGUUGUAUUUCCUGAAGAAAACAAUACAAGUACAACACCGACUAGUUUGGAUCCUGAUGGUGUCCACAAGCAUCUUGGUGAACUUGAUUCAGGAGUUGCACCUAUUCAUUCAGACACGCUGAAUAAUCCAUUGUAUGAAUCAGAUGAGGAUGAAAUUGUUGAAGAAUUACACUGUUUACCAGAUGAAGAUCUAUAUAAGCAUGUUGCAAAGGAUCAAGAUAUUGUUGCGCUAGAAAAAGGGACUUCUUCAAUUAGGCUCAACGCGCACAGAGAGGAUCCUAUGCAUCCGGCUGUUGUGCCCAUGCACUUAUCUAAUGUUCAAGUGAUUCCACGACUCACUGAAUCUGUAUCAACUUUUCAAGAUAGCACAGAAGCUCACUUAAAUGAGAUGCUGGAACUCUCUCCACGUGCCUUGAAUGAUAAUGCAAAAACAUCGCUAAUUGAAGGUCCACCAGCUUCUAGUACUGCCCCUUUACUUGGUACCAAUGAUUCCUUCUUAGAACACUGUGCAUCAGUUGAACCUGGAAAAAAUGUGGAGCACAGUGAAGUUCUGGUUGAUGCUGAGGUUGCAGAAGAAUCGACUACCAUGUUGGAAAAUGACAUAAUACCUUGUGUAGAGGAGCAUACUGAUGGUGCCAAAUAUACUGAGAAAGCAGAUGUUCUUCGGGUUACAAAUUAUAUUGAGGAAAACUCUAGUAAUGAUGUGCCAUCACAAUCAAGUUCUCCUCUCAGGGAAGAUAUGGAAACAGCUAAAGCUACUUCUGAAAAUAUUGUAUCACUCGAAGAGUCAAGAGGACAUAUCUUUAAAGGAAGUAUGUUGCAUACAGCCAAUCAUCCGCAGCCCAUUGAAAUAGAAAAUUCUGGUGAAACAUACAGCGAUGCUGAUGAUAUUCAAUAUCUGCCAUCAUUGCAUUUGCCAGAAGAAUCUAUUUGUCAUGAGGAAUUGCCAGAAGAGAACAUUCUUAAUGCUGAAGUUCCAUGUCAGUGUGAUUCUGACAUGGUGGGGGAACAACCAUCAGAGGUAAAUCAAGAUUUGGUGAGGGAGUUGUCUGCUCAAGAUUCAUUUGGUACAAACCCAUUCGUUGAUCCUGGGUACAUAGUGAGCUCUACUGAUCCUUCGCCUAGUAUGAGCUAUAGACCAUGCUUCUCUGAAGGAGAACAGGAUUUUCUUUCAGAACUUUUAAUCGAUCAUGGUAACACGGAAGCAAAAGAGAACCUGUACCCACUUAAUGGUUCCCUUUGGGAAACUGCAACUCCACCUGAUGAAGCACCUUUACCGUCAGAAUUUAUGACCGAACAGGACUUCAGAUCCUUCUGCCAUGAAUAUCAUGAGAUGGAUUUUACUGCUGUCACAGAUGGUUUUGGUGAUAAACCAUCUUCAGAAUGUAACGAUAUUACAAAUGGCUGUGUGGUCAGUGUAUUGGACCUUCCUUCUUCUGUCUCUGUGCUGCUGGCUGAAUUAGACACGGAGGCUGUUUGUUCUAAGCCGGAUUCUCAACUUCCUGGUUGUCCAGCUGGCAGGAAUAUACCAGGCGAUACAUCCGUGCCCUCUUCUACCAGGGAGGUUCCUGAUGGAGAGACUCCAGAAGCGGAUUCUGACUUGAGAUCUCAUGAGUCUUUUGGUAAGGAGAAAAACCCUGAACUAGGUAUUCCUUCUGUUCCAUUGAAAUCAGAGCAGGAACGACAUGCUUUGCCUGGUGUUGUUUCCGAUAGUGGUACUUGGUUGCUGGAUAAUGAAAAGAUUGGUGGAAUAUAUGGCUCUCAUUCAGGCAACAUUGUUCCAGUGAAAGAAGAGCAGGAAACCUGUGCUAACCUUGUUCCACAUGCUUUUAUUAAUGAAAAUCUAGAUGAACUGGACGGUCAUUUGAGUAACUAUCUACCAGUGGAGCCGGCAGUAGAAGGCCGUAGCUUGGAUGAAAUGGAUGUCAUUCCUUUGAGCAAACCUGUUCUGACCCAGGAAUCAGAUGUUCAUGUUUUAGAUAGACUUGAUUCUCAAAUUGUUCCGUCUUCUUCAAUUGGCGAGACUCUGAACGAUCAAGAUGUCUCUCCUUUGAGCAUAGCUCUUGAAGCGGGGGAGUCAGAAGAUCACAUAACAGGUGAAAAUGAUUCUCAGAUUGGUACAUCUCUUGUUGGUAAGAACAUUGAUGAACUUGGUGCCCCUCCUCCGAGCAGUGCUGUUCUAGUGGAAAAGGAGGCGGAAGUUUGUGUUUCAGGUGAACUUGAUUCUCAAAUUGCUUCAUGUUCUUUGCCUAAUGAGAAAAUAAAUGAAAGAGAUUGUCCUCCUUUGAGUAGUAAGAACAUUGAUGAACUUGGUGCCCCUCCUCCGAGCAGUAUUGUUCUAGUGGAAAAGGAGGCAGAAGUUUGUGUGCUAGGUGAACUCGAUUCUCAAAUUGCUUCAUGUUCUUUGCCUAAUGAGAAAAUAGAAGAACGAGACUGUCCCCCUUUGAGUGGUUCUGUGUUAGUAGAAAAUAAGUCGGAUGGUCAUGUCUCAGGUGAUCCUGAUUGCCAAAUUGCUCCAUAUUCUUCAGCAAAUUACAAUAUUGAUGUACCAGGUGCCACUGCAUCGGUGGAGACGGGAUGGGAAGCUUGUUCAUCUCCUGAAUUGGAUAAUCAAAUUUCUUCGUAUCCCUUAACUGAUGACAAGGUUGGUGAACUAGAUGGGACUCCAUCAUGCAAUGACCAAGUGGAAGCAGAGAAUGGAUCCUAUUGCUCACCUGAAUUUCAUUUUCAAACUGCUUCAUAUUCUUCAGUGAAUGAUAAGAUUGAUGGACCAGGUGCCGCUACAUCAGUAAGUAUUGAGGCAGAGCUAGGGUGGGAAGCUUGUUCAUCCCCUGAAUUGGAUUGUCAAAUUGGUAUGUCUCAAUUAAGUGAUGACAAGGUUGGUGAACUAGACGGGCGUCCAUCAUGCAAUGUCCAAGUAGAAGCAGAUAAUGGGUCUUAUUGCCCACCUGAAUUUUAUUCCCAAAUUGCACCGGGCUCUUCAAAUUCUGGUGCGCUAGCUGAUACAUCAAUCAGUGCCCCUACAUCAAUAAACGAUAUCGAGGUAGAGCCAGGGUGGGAAGCUUGUUCAUCCCCUGAAUUGGAUUUUCGAAUUGCUCCCUGUCCCUCAAGUGAUGACAAGGUUGGUGAACUAGACCAGCUUCCAUCGUGCAAUGUCCAAGCAGAAUCAGAUGAUGGAUCCUGUUGGUCAUCUGAAUUUGAUUCCCGAAUCCCAACGGGCUCUCCAAAUUCUGGUGCACUAGCUGAGACAUCAACAACGACUUCUACAUCUGUCAUGCCUAGUACCGAGGAAAAUUAUUUGGUUUCUCCUGUUCUACCAUGGACUGAACCAUUUAAAAAUGUAUCCAAUGAAGAUCCUCAAAAAUCACCACCUCUUCCUCCUCUUCAGUGGAGACUUGGAAGACCUCGCCUAGGUCUUCUGAGUGCAAAAGGCCAUAUGCCUGAUCCUGCAAGGAGAACAGCUCCUGUUUUGUCUGCAUCGAGUCAAGAUAUCGGAAAUAGCCUAGGUUCACUUGACGGAAUGGCAGAAUCGAUAGCAUCAGUUUCCUCCCAGGACAUCAAAGAGAGGCAUCAAAAUUCCGUGGAAGAUGAUAAUAAUCAAAGGAUAGAAUCUGGAAGGCCUUCUACAUGUCCAACAGUAACUGAUGUUGCAAGGACUGAACAUGACAGAUCGUUUGCAGAGGCUUGUGGAAACAUUAAGCAUCAGGGGCAUAUCACUUCACCACCAACGGAGUCUGAAGAACAUCCGAAUGACAGUGGGGCCACUGAUGGAAUGGCCUUGGACUUGCUUCCUUUUCCUAUGUAUGAACAUGGAAUUAACCAGGAGGGCCCUCAACAGCACCUCUUAUGUUCAGAUAUUUCAGACAUCACUGAGCAUCUUAGUCAUACAGAUCCAGCUGCGUCUGACAAAAUGGUGGAUGAUCACAGUGCUGCAGGUGGCAUGCACUUAAACACAAUUAGCUCUUCAACACCAGGGAAUGAUUUUGAAAAUGGCUGUUACCAGCAACCUCAGCAGGGUGAAGUGUUAUCGUGGACUUCAGACAAUGAAGAGAGCUCAAGUGCAUCACACGAGGAGAAGAAUUUGAAAGAUCAUUCAAUCACAAGUGGAUCACCUUCAGAUACAACAAAACACAAAAUUUCAGGCUCACUGUCGGAAGGACAUAGCCAGGAGAGUCACAAUAUAAAGGAACAAGACACAGUGAACCUCAAGGACAGUCUGUCUGGAGGCCCGUCACCUAGUGCAGUAUCAAUCGUAUCUGAAGAUUAUCCCCAUGGUGACCCUAAUUUGGAGAGAGAGAAUAUACAUCUGUCUAACUUGUGGUGGCCUGGCGAUAAAAAUAAAUAUGUUGGUGGUGUUGGUGAAGGCACCUAUGUGCAAGCUGGGCAGCCACCAGUGAUGGGAUGGACUAUUGGACCUCAGAUGCUUCAUCCUAAUUAUGGAAUGUCAAUGGAAGGGAGACGAUUUGAACCAGAGGUCACAGAUUAUCCGUUAAUCAGGAAGCCCAUUUCAAUGAGAAAUAUACCAAGAAAUCCACUGGUCGAUGCUGUUGCUGCUCAUGACAGAAGCACGAUGCGCAAGGUUGCAGAACUUGCCCCUGCAGCUGAUAAGACAAAUCCCGAUGGUAGAAACUUGUGGCUAGAGCAGAUAAGGAACAAGACUUUCGACCUGAAACCAGUAGGUUCUUCUAAACCGACAUCCAUGAGAGCCCCUGCUAGAAACUUGAAAGUUGCUGCAAUAAUAGAAAAAGCAAAUGCCAUACGCCAGGCGGUGGGAAGUGAUGACGAAGACGAGGAUGACGAUAACUGGAGCGACACAUAGAACACCCAUUAUUUUUGCCCUCUUGGUGUUUUUUCUUGGCAGAAAUGCGCCAAACCAAGAACAUUGUGGACACGGUGCACAACCAUGUCAUCUUCUGGUCCUACCAUUAUUAGUCUUGUCUAUUGUAUAUAUAGUAUAGCCCAUAUGUUAAUGUCUAUUUGCCGUUCUUCUCUGCAUUCUUUUUGGCCUCACUGUAUGUAUGUACACUUGCCUUCUCCAGCAGCAAAGGCCGUUGGUGGUAGGCAUGUUCUUAGGAGACCACAUUAUUCAGGUCUAAUGUAAAUCGUUAACCUUCUUUUUUAUUAAAGCAGAUUUAUCUUGAAGUGCAA